UCGUGAAAGAUUUCCCUUGGAGCUCUUUUUCACUUUUUCUAGUCCCACUCUGCACACUCAACUUGUUCCUUUAUUCCCAUUGCUCUUCCAAUACCAUCAACUGUCCAACACUGACAUCUUAAGAAAACCUCCAGAACCUUCAUAAACGCAGAGCUCUCCCUCAGUUUAUCACAACAACAACAAAAAGCAAAGAAAAAAAUUCCCAAAGAAGGAAAGAAAAGGAAAAUAAGAGAAAAACUCCCCAGAAAAGGGAAAGAAAAUGAAUCCCUCAGACAACAGUGACCACCCUCAACUCCCAACAAUCAAGAUCCACCACCCAUCCUCCCCUCACCACCCAACCUCCACCGCCACCCCCACCGCCGGCGCCCGCCGCAAGAUCGGCGUAGCCGUUGACCUCUCCGAAGAAUCCGCCUUCGCCGUCCGCUGGUCCGUCCAGAACUACAUCCGACCCGGUGACGCUGUCAUCCUCCUCCACGUGUCACCCACCUCCGUACUCUUCGGAGCCGAUUGGGGCCCACUCCCCCACACCCCACAAACCCCGGAAACCCCGCAGUCCCAAAAGCAGCUGGAAGACGAUUUUGAUGCCUUCACGGCUUCAAAGGCGGCGGAUUUGGCCAGACCCUUGAAGGAAUCAGGGUUUCCCUUUAAGAUUCAUAUAGUGAAAGAUCAUGAUAUGAGGGAAAGAUUGUGUCUUGAGGUGGAGAGGUUGGGGUUGAGUGCUGUUAUAAUGGGGAGUAGAGGGUUUGGAGCUGAGAAAAGAGGCAGUGAUGGAAGGUUGGGAAGUGUUAGUGAUUAUUGUGUGCAUCACUGUGUUUGUCCUGUUGUUGUUGUUAGGUAUCCUGAAGAUAAAGAUGGCGGGAAUGGCGAGCCCGUGGUGACGGUUAAGGAGGCUGAGGUGGAGGAGGAAGGUGGCAAAGAUGACGAGUAGGGCACAGUGGCAGUACAUGAUCCAUAUGGCUGACCCAUUUAUCGGGAAAAAGCUCAGUUUGUUGUGAUGCUUAGCAAGUCCCUGGUAAUUGCAGCUUUAUCCUAUCAGUAUCAGAUAGCAUAGAUGGCUGUGAGUCGAUAAGGAUUAGCUGGGACAAAGAGAAGUCAUCAAAUCUUUGGUGGUUAAUGGCACUUGGUUAAAACGGAUCAUAGGAUUUUCUCUUUCUACUUUCAUCUCCCCUUUGCAUGACUCUAUCGAUGAUGUUAUUGUAUGGUUGAUGAGGUUUUUUUUUUUUUUUCUUCUUUCAAUUAUGGCACUCGAGGAGAUUAUUGUGUUUUGCUGUACUGUGAUAUAAGAUAAUCCCAGUGUCAACAUUGGCUUUCUAUUUUAUGAGCUGUUUUUGUGGCCAUACUGCAGGGCAGAAAUAUGAAAGUAUUUGAUGAGCUUCACCUUGAA
Messenger RNA from Theobroma cacao (cacao), 1384 nucleotides. The record is from RefSeq and is a predicted model, not a curated record. NCBI's taxonomy places the organism in Eukaryota, Viridiplantae, Streptophyta, Magnoliopsida, Malvales, Malvaceae.